Cannabis sativa is the source of this 957-nucleotide messenger RNA. RefSeq lists its product as uncharacterized. Gene Ontology annotation, molecular function: zinc ion binding. The transcript has a single exon. Bases 1 to 957 code for a protein of 318 amino acids. The record is from RefSeq and is a predicted model, not a curated record. NCBI's taxonomy places the organism in Eukaryota, Viridiplantae, Streptophyta, Magnoliopsida, Rosales, Cannabaceae.
AUGUUCAUAUCGGAUAGGCAUCAAAGCAUUGAACAUGCUGUUGAUGUUGUUUUCCCAGAAGCAUGCCACUGUGCAUGCUUCAAGCAUAUUACUAUGAAUGUCGUUCACAAGUUUAAGACUGAUGUAUGCAACCAGCAAAUAUGGCUUGCAGCUUGCGCAUGGAACAAGACGGAAUGUGAUAGGCAUUUUGAGGUGCUGAAACAGAUGGACCCUGCCAUUGCUACAUACGUUGAGCAAAUAGGGUUUGAAAAGUGGGCUCGUCCUUAUUAUCCAGGCGAUCGGUACAACAUAAUGACAAGCAACGCUGCCGAAAGCUUCAACAAGGUGACAGAAGAAUUCAGAAAAUAUCCAGUAACUAUAUUGGUUGACUUCAUCAGGUUCACACUUCAAAAUUGGUUUGCUUCUCGUCUCGAAAAGGCUAGUAAGUGCGCUACUCCUUUGGCUACUACUUUUGAAAAUGAUUUAAAGGAUCAACAUAAAGAUGGUAUGUUCAGGAGUGUCCUUCGUAAUGGUGCCCAAUUGUUCAACGUUGGUACGAGUCCUCAAGGUGAGAGAGGUGGUGAUGUGAACUUAGUGGAGAGAACAUGCACUUGCGGACUUUUCCAAACGCUCAAAAUUCCUUGUCCCCAUGCAUGUGCCGCAGCAGUUAGUCAGAAUGUGAGCGUGUACACACUUUGCUCUCCAUAUUACACUAAAGAAACGUGGAAGAAGAUCUACGAUGCCACAAUUAAUAUUGUUGGCGAGGAGGAUGAGUGGGUACUACCGGAACAUAUCAAGAACAUAAGAAUCGGGGUACCAGUGGAGAAAAAACCAGUAGGUCGGCCUAGGAAGAGCAAUGCAGGUAGAAGACCGACGAAGCGUCGACCGUCUAGUGGUCAGGUGGUAGUGGAACCUCGUCAUUGUUCGCUAUGUCACGGUUCAGGGCACAACAGAGCUACAUGCAAAGCUCGAGUUUGA